GGGCUACCUAGAUGCUAGGCCUCUCGAUUCACAAGAGGGUCAGACGCGGGCGCUGCUCUUCUGCGCGGCACUUUGGCACCCGUGGCGCAUACGUUUCCGUGUUUCCGCAGCGCGCGGCGCAACGAAACUGUGCAACUGCGGCUCCCUCCAGGGUUUACCCUAGUCUCUACAGCUCCUGCAGUCUCUACAGCUCCUGCACAGCAUAAGCAUGGCGGAGAUCCUGGAUAGCGACGACGAUUCCGUCUGCGACCUGACCGAGCCCGAGGUCAUCGACCUGUCAGCAGACGACAAUGAUCUCGCGGCCCAACUCAACGCCCAGCUCGACGAGUACAUCGUGAUCGACAGCGACAGCGACGACGACGACGUCCAGUUCGUGUCGCAGUCCCCGCCGAAGCGGCGCAAGGUCGACGAGGAGGAGGUUACGUUCGUGAAAUCGACGCCGGCGCGGCCGGUGGUCGACGUCGACGCCGACGAGGCCCUCGCGCGCAAGCUCCACGAGCAAAUUAAUGCAGACGUCGAGGUCGUCGCGCGGCCGACGCCAAAGCCGAGCGCCAAGAAGCCGUCGAGCAAGAAGCGGCCCAAGAACGAAGGGCCCUUCAGCGGCCGCGACGUGCUCAAGAAGCAGCGGACAGGACUGUUUGACUUCUUGAGCAAGAAGGCGAAGUCGCUGCGCAUCGUGGACGUCGUGCCGAACCCGCACAGCGAGCCCGGAAAACCCCUUUAUGAGCGAUUUUUAUCGGCCUACACGUUCGCGACGACGAAGAAGGUCAAGCUGUUAUUCCACGGAUCGCCGCCGCAAAACAUCCCGAACAUUUUGGCCAACGGUCUGGACCCCAACCGCCGCGGCGCGUCGUCGGGGCAGCGGCUCGGCAGCGGCGAGUAUUUCGGGACCCACGCCGAGGUGUCCACGGAGUACUGCGGCGGCGGGCGGCAAAUGAUCGUGUUCGCGGUCUUGACGGAUCCGCGGUCGACGCGCGAGGGGGGCAAGAUCGUCGUGUCGAGCGACGUGUCGCACCAGCUCCCGCUCUGCACCGUGCACAUUGCGAACCGGACGCCGCCCCGGCCGACGGAGCGCGCGCUCAAGGUGACGAACGCGGCGGAGCGAGCACUUAUCCGCAAGGAGCGCAAGCGCGGCUGGCCCUUCGGGUGAGGCUACUAUUGUGUGAAAGAAGUAAC
Molecule: messenger RNA, 1176 nt
Organism: Pelagomonas calceolata
Lineage: Eukaryota; Pelagophyceae; Pelagomonadales; Pelagomonadaceae
Source: the annotation of a GenBank genome assembly